Messenger RNA from Anguilla anguilla (European eel), 2968 nucleotides. RefSeq names its product polypeptide N-acetylgalactosaminyltransferase like 6 (gene galntl6). The coding region runs from base 434 to 2236 and encodes 600 amino acids. The record is from RefSeq and is a predicted model, not a curated record. NCBI's taxonomy places the organism in Eukaryota, Metazoa, Chordata, Actinopteri, Anguilliformes, Anguillidae. The transcript is spliced from 13 exons. Gene Ontology annotation, cellular component: Golgi apparatus.
GUAAUGCGUGGUGCACGUGGUUUGCAGUCGCAACAUCUGAAAAUGUGAGAUUGUAAGGAGAGAGGGCGCGAGGAGGUGCUGAAAAAAUCUCUUGUGGAAGAAAUGCAGUUCAUUACGCUUUCUCGUGUAUCGGUUAAAAAGAGCCUAAGUUGAGCAAGUAUAUUUCCUUUAUGUGCGCAUUGUCGAAGAGCACCGUGGUUUUUAUCGCCUGGUAAAUUCUUCGUUUUUCACAACAGGACCGGUAAUAUGAUGAAACGGAUAUCAUCAGGGCUGAUGUUCCAACAUGCAAGGCAGGCUACUUAGUGAAAGUUUCCGGUAUUCCUGGGAAGGUGAUUUGGUUAUUUGGUCAAAGAAUUUCAACGGGACACACGUGCGAUAACCCGGCUUCUUCGCUACUGAAUCUUGGAUUUUACCGCUCCGGUGUUUUCUCACAAUGAAGAGGAGACAGAAACGAGUACUUCAGAUGGCAUUUUUAUUCAUGAUGGCUUUGAUUUUUCUCCCAAACAUUGGUUUGUGGUCGCUAUUCAAGGAGAAACACCUGAUGAAGUCGCACGAGACGGGAGAGCAGGGAUUUCAAUUAGGUCUGAAUGAAGGACACAUCUACACGUGGACAGAUGGUCUCAGAAGGAGAGAUUGGCAUGACAAUGAGAGCAUCAGGAGAGAUGAGCUUCGAGUUGGUAAAGGGGAACAGGGGAAACCAUACCCACUGACAGAGGAUGAAUGUGAUGACUCUGUAUACAAGGAGAACGGUUUCAACAUCUAUGUCAGCAACAACAUCGCCUUGGACCGGUCUCUUCCGGACAUAAGGCAUCCAAAUUGCAGACAGAAGCUGUAUUUGGAGAACCUGCCCAACACCAGUAUAAUAAUCCCCUUCCACAAUGAGGGCUGGUCUACUCUGCUGAGGACAGUGCACAGCAUCACCCACCGCACACCUGACCACCUCAUCGCAGAGAUCAUCCUGGUGGAUGACUUCAGUGACAGAGAGCACCUUAAAGACAAGCUGGAGGGGUACAUGGCACGCUUUCCAAAGGUGAGGAUCGUCAGGACCAAGAAGAGGGAGGGGCUUAUCCGCACCCGCCUGCUAGGGGCUACCGUCGCCAAGGGAGACGUCUUAACCUUCCUGGAUUCUCACUGCGAAGCCAACGUAAACUGGCUACCUCCUCUGCUCGACCAGAUCGCCCAGAACCCCAGGACCAUUGUGUGCCCGAUGAUCGACGUCAUCGACCACAACCACUUUGGGUAUGAGGCACAGGCGGGCGAUGCCAUGCGGGGCGCCUUCGACUGGGAGAUGUACUACAAACGCAUCCCCAUACCCCCCGAAAUGCAGGGUUCUGACCCCAGCGACCCCUACGAAUCCCCAGUGAUGGCGGGAGGGCUUUUUGCUGUCAAACGGCAGUGGUUCUGGGAACUGGGGGGCUAUGACACAGGACUGGAAAUCUGGGGCGGAGAGCAGUAUGAGAUCUCCUUCAAGGUGUGGAUGUGCGGCGGUAGCAUGUACGACGUGCCGUGCUCCAGGGUGGGUCAUAUCUACAGGAAGUACGUCCCUUACAAAGUGCCCUCGGGAACCAGCCUGGCCCGGAACCUGAAGCGCGUGGCAGAGACCUGGAUGGAUGAGUACACAGAGUAUAUCUACCAGCGGCGGCCAGAAUAUCGCCACCUGUCUCCUGGAGACCUGACUGCGCAGAAAGAACUGCGGAAGAGCCUCAAGUGCCACGAUUUCAAGUGGUACAUGACCAACGUGGCCUGGGACCUGCCCAAAUAUUACCCCCCUGUGGAGCCCCCGCCUGCCUCCUGGGGAGAGAUCCGGAACGUGGCGUCGGGCCUGUGCGUGGACAGCAAGCACGGGGCCACGGGGACGGAACUGCGGCUGGACACCUGUCUGAAGGAGGGGGCCGAGCGCACGUGGGCACACGAACAGAUCUUUACCUUUGGCUGGAGAGAAGACAUACGACCGGGAGAUCCUCUUCACACCAGGAAGCUGUGUCUGGACGCCAUCUCCAGCAGCAGUCCCGUGACACUGUACGACUGCCAUGGUAUGAAGGGCAACCAACACUGGCAGUACAGAAAGGAUAAAUCUCUACAGCACCUGGUAAGCAGCAGCUGUAUGGAUUCCAGCGCUGUCGAUAAGAGGAUUUUCAUGAACAAGUGCAACCCACAGUCUGAGACACAGAAGUGGCUCUUCCAGCAUAUCAACGUCACCGUCCUGGACAAGUUUAACAGCCCCGCCAGUUCCUAGGGAUCGCCCUGGGAAACAAACAGCCAAUGACCAUCCUCCUGGACUGCCGGGUUGCUGGGCAGGGGUCUGUUUCCAGAGCAGCACUUGCUCUUCUGUCUCGAGGUUCCCGUCUCAGGAGCUCCAGCGGGGAACAGGCCGAUCGGCUGACCAAAUUCGGCGAGCUCGCUCGCGAGACGUAGCUGUUGGAGAGGCGACCGGAAGCGAAAAAGAACAUAAACGCGACCACAGCCACCUUGCUGGUCAAGGAAAAGAAAAAAAAAAACUAAAACAUCUUUUUCUAGCUCAAGGUCCAACUCAGGUCCAACCACCACUGCUACGCGUCAGAGAACAGUGGUUGUGAGAUUGAGAGAGUGGAAGAAGGAGGAACAUUCUCAGUUUUUAAAAGCAAAGGGCGCAUGAUGGAUUUGUCAGGGUGUCUCUUUGACACCUUGGCUCAAUCCUUGACUCUGUGUUAGCACUUUUAUAACGUUUUUCAUUAUUGUUUUACUAAUGUGUUCAUUUUAUAUAUAUACAUCUUUUUUCAUUUUACAGCAAAUCUAUCUGGGUAUAUUUGAUUGGAUAUAUUGUUUCAGGUUCCCGUGAAAAUAAGGUUGUAAUGAAGUGUGGUAAUCUGGUAUAUACAUGAAGUAAAGUCAUUCAAUGAUUAUAAUGAAGAUUAAUAAUAUGUUUUUUCAGCUGUGUUCAUUUUUUAAAGCCACAAAUUAUAAAUUAAACAUGAUGUUGAAGAAUGGG